CAGCCCCCAGUCGCUGUGGAGGCGGCGCCGCGGCAGCACCCGUGUUCUCGCCGAGCGCCUCUCCUGUCCAGUUGCACUGACGCGGACCAGUUGACACCAGUGACAGCAACAGUAUUUCAGGAUGCGCGGUUGCGAGUGAGCGAUGCGCGGCUGCGCAGGCGGCGGCCAUGGCGGCGGCAGCAGCGGCGGCGGCGGCGGCCAGCAGCAGCAGCAGCAGCAGGGCCAGGAUGCUGGCCAGGGGCAGCCCGAGCUGGCCACCAUCUUCCAGCCGGCGCGCCGGCCCGGCUCCGGCGUGCAGCGCGCGCCCAGUGUAGUGGUGACGCACGGCGACGACACGCCGCCGAGGCCGGGCUCGGCCACUGGAUCCGUGGGGCAGCUGCCUAAUGGGCCCUUCUCCAGCGUCCACCAGCACCAGCACGCGCCACAGCUGCAGCACGCCGACUCUGUUACAGGGAGCACUCAUCAGGAGCAACAGCAGCAACCAGGGGCAGCAGCUGGCAAGCUCCGUGCAUGCAAUAAUUCUUGCUGCUCCCAGUCUGCCCGUAAGAUAUACUGCGGUGUUUGUGUGACCGUGUGCGUCACUGCAUCAUGGGUUGGAGCAACACACUGUAUCAAAUAUUUGUUCCUGGGGCAGCCACCACCACCAUUUGGAUAUGGCCCACCCAACAUUUCAGCAGUGCAGCAGCUUGUUGCUCCACAUCAGAUAAUUCCCUAUGAUGCUCCAUUUUUUACAACAUGGUUCUGUACUAACUGGACAGUACUAUUUUUUCCAUUAUAUUUUGUAUGCAGAGUUUCAGCAAUGAAAUGUAAAUCUGCUGGAAGUAUUCUACAAGAAAGUGUCAGAAAUUUUAGGGACAAGGGCUUUACAGCAGCUAGGUUCCUGACACGAUGCAGUUUCUUCUGUCUCCUGUGGGUAGCAACAAAUUAUAUGUACAUUCAUUCACUACGCAUCCUUCUGGCAACUGAUGUGAUGGCCUUAUUUGCCACUAAUGUUUCCUGUGUGUACCUGCUAUCAUGGGUUAUACUACAUGAGCAGUUUGUUGGUGUCAGGAUUGUAGCUGUUAUCCUGUGUGACACUGGCAUUGCACUCUUGGCUUACAUGGAUGGAAUCACUAAAAGUCGAACACUGGGUGGAGUUGUGCUAGCCGCAUGUGCAGCUGCAGGCUCUGCUGUAUACAAGGUAUUGUUCAAAAAAGUAAUUGGAGAAGCAAGUUAUGGACAAGUAUCUCUCUUCUUCUCACUGAUUGGCAUGUUCAAUGCUGCCUUAUUAUGGCCUGUGUGCCUUACACUGUACUUCACAGGCACUGAAAUACUGCACUGGAGGCAACUGCCAUGGCCAGCGUUGCUUGGAGCAAGUGGCCUAUCUCUUGUUGCAAACCUGCUGGGUAACUUCAGUGUUGCUCUCACAUAUGACUUAUUCAUCACACUAGGGCUUAUUACAGCAGUUCCUGUUUCUGCAGCUCUUGAUGUGGUGUUAUAUGGAGCCCAUUUUGCUGGAAUGAAAUUGGCAGGAAUGAUACUAAUUUCAGUUGGAUUUUUUCUGGUAAUGUUUCCUGAUAACUGGCCAGACUACAUCACACGACUACUGAGGUGCUGCAAACAAUGGUCUUCAAUUUGCUCACUACAUGGACCCAACCAAAGGGCAUGUCUUCUGAAAAAUAAGUCCCUUCGUGGAACUGAUGUUAGAAGACGUUGUACUAUGUUCCUGAGUCCAACACAGUGUCAGGGGCUGUGGAUCAUCGAACUGAAUGAAGUUAACAAUCGGGACAUCUACUGUGGAGCCGGCGCCACAGGCAUGGUGCAGGGGCAGCGGGCCGGCGUGAUGUAAUCGACUACCGCACUGGUUACAUCCGGUCGCAUCUCCGCUCACCGUCUGGCCGUGUGCGGUGACCCGACCCUGAGCGCAGCGAGCCGCCCUGUUAGUUGUGUGAUAUGGACACGGCGCUGCCCACAAAUUCUUAACUCUCUCCUGAGCUAGACUGUGUUCAUUAAGGCAUUUUCUGCAGUAAAUGUGACAGAAAAUAAGCAUCUCUGUCUAGUGACGACUUAGCACUUGAGUACAGUUUCAUGUCUGUGACUUUUUGAGAUAGAUGUAUAAUUUUAUAAUUGGUUUUACCAAAGAAUAACUGCAGAAGUUAAUACUUGAAAGUAUAAUUUUGAAUAAUAAAAUUUCUAUGAACUGUAAAAUCAACUAUAGACAAAUAAAUCUUAAUUCUAUUUGAGGUAUCCUCAUA
Molecule: messenger RNA, 2234 nt
Organism: Schistocerca nitens (vagrant locust)
Lineage: Eukaryota; Metazoa; Arthropoda; Insecta; Orthoptera; Acrididae
Product: putative thiamine transporter SLC35F3
Exons: 15
Coding region: 143-1828 (561 amino acids)
Source: RefSeq, a predicted model, not a curated record